Molecule: messenger RNA, 1041 nt
Organism: Helianthus annuus (common sunflower)
Lineage: Eukaryota; Viridiplantae; Streptophyta; Magnoliopsida; Asterales; Asteraceae
Product: rac-like GTP-binding protein ARAC1
Exons: 8
Coding region: 232-825 (197 amino acids)
Biological process (GO): regulation of cell shape; small GTPase-mediated signal transduction; actin filament organization
Cellular component (GO): plasma membrane; cytoskeleton; cell projection
Molecular function (GO): protein kinase binding; GTP binding; GTPase activity
Source: RefSeq, a predicted model, not a curated record
GAUUGAACCAAUCAUCAACCAAUCAAUCUUCGUUGGCACGACAACACGCCACAAACUUGCAGAAAUUAUUAGAAUUUAGAGAGAGAGAGAGAGAGAGAGUUCAUCCCCACCACCCAGCAAGCGCUUCAACGGCAUUGUUUACCGGCUAAAACAAGAGGGGCAGGAGGAAGAGACGAGAACAAAUUUGUUGGCCGUGAUCAGGUCUUCAGAAGAAGGGAGAUCUGAAGAAUCAUGAGCGCUUCCAGGUUCAUAAAGUGCGUUACUGUCGGUGAUGGGGCUGUUGGAAAGACCUGUCUCUUGAUUUCCUACACCAGUAAUACUUUUCCAACGGAUUAUGUGCCAACUGUGUUUGAUAAUUUCAGUGCCAAUGUGGUGGUCAAUGGUGCCACUGUCAAUCUGGGCUUGUGGGAUACUGCUGGACAGGAGGAUUAUAACAGACUAAGACCGUUGAGUUACCGAGGGGCGGACGUUUUCAUUUUGGCAUUUUCCCUUAUCAGCAAAGCUAGCUAUGAAAAUGUGUCUAAGAAGUGGAUUCCAGAGUUGACACAUUACGCACCUGGUGUGCCAAUCGUCCUCGUUGGGACCAAACUUGAUCUUCGGGACGAUAAGCAGUUCUUCGUAGACCAUCCUGGUGCAACUCCCAUAACUACCGCUCAGGGAGAGGAGCUAAAGAAGACAAUUGGAGCACCUGAAUACAUCGAAUGCAGUUCCAAAACUCAGGAGAAUGUGAAGGGAGUUUUUGAUGCUGCAAUUAAAGUUGUCCUUGCUCCUCCAAAGUCAAAGAAAAAGAAGAAAGCAGGUCAAAAGGCCUGCUCUAUAUUAUGAUCAGAAGUCAAAGUAAGGUCAAUGAGGCUAGCAGCGAUCAUCUAUGUGAAGCAUCAGUUGGCUUAUCAUGUGCCUCUGUCAUCUUGAUCCCUUGUCAGAUUUUGAUUUUUUGUUCGUUCUAUGUAUUGCUUUUGACCCGAGAUUCAGUUAGAUUAAGAAAUUCGAGUUGGAUUCAUUUAUGUCCUAUUCGUUGAUAUGUAUUUGAUCUUUUCUAUA